CUGAGAAAAUCUAUCAAAACAUAUGCAAAUGAAACAGUUGAAAAUUUGUCGGAUGUAGCUAUUUCUUGUUUAAAAGCUAAAGGUUUCACCUGUGCAGUCAUGUCUGACUCUAGGAGGUGGUGCUCAUCUCCAUUUCUUAGCCAAGGGAAGCGGGGAUUGUCCAAAGACGCUUCCAUGGUCAUGUGAUCAGCAUGACUGUUUGCUGAGAUGUACAGAACACUUAAUUUCCCACCAAAGUGGUACACAUAUUUACUUGCUUUUGCAUGGUUUUGAACCGCUAGGUUGGCAGGAGCUGGGGCAAAUAACAGGAGCUCAUCCAUCACGCAAUACUCAGGUCUCAAACCUAGAUGUCAGGGUUCCAAGUAACACCUCCAACGAAAUCAAAACUCCAAGGCAGGCAUUUUCCUUAAAGCUUGAAUUUAUUAGAGAUAUCAUAUUGACACAUCUGAGAAAACCCAAAUUUGAAGCCCCCGGCCAAAAUAAAGUCCAAGUUCCUUCCCCUGCAUCCACAUGGUGCAAUCAGGUCACUGUCCCAACUGAAGUUGACUCCCAGUCAUGCCUCCCCAGGCGCAGGCUGAAUGUCCUUGACUCCCGAUGGAAAAUAUGUUGUUAUGGCUAUACACCCCACACUGUCUCCACUCCCCCUCCCAUUCCCACAGCUUGCCAUCCACCGCUAUGGGCAGCCCUGAAGAUUUCAAGUUAAAGAUGUUUCCAGGGCUAACGCUAGACUUUCCAGCUGAUAAACUCAGCAUCCUUAACCACUGAGCCUUGAACCCCACCUCCCUCCCCCAUUUUUGUUUAGUGACCGUAAUUGGAACCAACAACCUGAUUGUUAAGCAAACUGGUCACUAAGUAAAAUUGUAACUUGUGCUUAUGAUUUCACUUCGGCUUUCCUUUACUUUGCACACAUGCAAAGGUUGUAAAUACAAGGAUUGGUUAUAAAGUUACUUUUUCUUCACUGCCCUAAUUGCAAAUGGCCCAGGCAGUCCCUAAAUGAGGACUACCGCACCUAGCAGUUAAACUCCACCUAUCUUUCAGUAACUCUCAAGCUGAACUACCUGCCCUCCAGAAGCAAACAGAAAAGUUAUUUUUUAGAAUUGUUUUCCUGAUUAGGAUUUUAGUCAUUCUAUACCUCACCAUUUCAUGAUGCCACCUCGGAGUAACUUACAGUAUGAAUAAUAAAAAGGAAGAUAGAAAGUUUUUUUUUUAAAAAACACAUUAGAAACAAAUAUAAGGUUCACCCAUGCAAACCAUUUAAACAGAAUGCUAUAAAAACCCAUUUAGUACCACAGUUAUUUGAGUCUAUUUUGCAGAGCAAUUCGUGUUAUAUUCAAUUUAUUUUCCUCCUAAAACUGGUUCUCUUUAGGACCAGUGAGAACUCCAGCUUGUGGUCAAGUUAUCUUCCUUUUUUUCCUAGCCAUUUGUUCUUCAAACUCACUUGUGGGGAGAUGUGGAUGAAGAAAACAAGAAGCCAUGAUCAAAGUCAUUUCCUGCUCUUAUCUUUGUCACUCUGGACCAAGAGAUCAAAUGACUUUUAAUGCCACUUGAAGAGAGGACAUAGGUGAGCAUUAGCCCCACCUUCUUCAUCUAGGAAAUUAUUGCUUUUGAAUUGAGAGGAAAGGAAAACUGUCCUAGUGAAAAAUCUAAGGAGAAAACCUGAUGAAUUUGGCACCAAAGAAUCUUACACCACUACUUUUGAGUUCCCAUUUGGGCAUGUCUGAAGGCUGCCUGUCAUUUCAUCAAGCAAUAUUCCCUAGGAGACGUGAAAUCGACAAGAAUUCUGCCAUUUUCUCCUUCUAAACCAAGCAACAGAAAAAAAUGUUUCAGAGCCAGCCCACCAUCAAACUCCACAUUGCCAGCAUCCUUACUUCUUCCCACCUAGAUCAGCCCCCAGACCGGCAGGGCAUCCUUUAUAAGAAAAAUAAUCGCACCGCUUCCUAUCAGCGCUGCUGGUGUGAACUCCGUGGAAAUCUUCUUAUCUUCCGGGAACAGCCUGGAGACCGGGCUCCUAGUCAGCUCAUUGUGUUAGAAGGCUGCACGGUGGAGUUGCAGGAAUCCACCUCAGAGCCUCAUACUUUUAAAAUCUGCUACCCUGAUGACUUGCCUGACCAGUCCUAUAAGAUGGCAGCUGAGGAUCAAGAGACCAUGGAAGACUGGGUGCGAGCUCUGAGCACAGCGGGAUUCGAAUACCUCCGAGCGUUGGUUACUGAGUUAGAAAGCCAAUUUCACCGGUUAAAAAGCCAACAAUACUCUAAGGAAGAAGCAAGCUGCAAGGCAACAGACCUUCCCCUACCGCCUCCGAAACCGGUAGAACAAAGAAGAUUCUCCCACAUGGAUUUUGCUUGCCUCCAUCAGGAAUUUGGGAAGGAUGUCAAAAGGACUAGGAUAAAGUGGCAGGAGAGAAAGGGGAAGCAUGUCCCAGAAACAGAGAAUUCGAUGCAUUUUAAAUAGGACAAUCAGCAAUCCCCAAACAUUUGGCUGUGACCGAUGGAAUUUGGAGGCACCUAAUUUCAGUUUCAGUGGAGUCAGUAUCGGUGAAAAAGAUCAUUCUUGUUUUGAAAUAUUGGUUCUUUAAACACUUUUAAUAAAUAUGUCUUUGGAAAAAAUCGAGAGCCGGAGUUUUUUGACUGAAAUGCAGCAACAUUCAGGAAGAACAAGAGCUCUUCUUAGGAAAGGGACAUUUGUGGGUUUCUUAUUGUGGGUCUUAAUUACUCCACUGUCUAGUGAACAAAAUCACCCACCAGAAUGAAAGAGUGGUUCCCUGCCAGGAUCUUUUCCAGGAAAAGUCAAAGUACUGUUUUCCAGUAAGGCAGGAUUGGGAUCCACAAAUACUGCAGCUUGAUCUACACUAGACAGCAGGGGCCUAUUACUAACAAAAAUGACCAGUGUCAGCCCUGAAGCUAUUUUGGAAGUAUCUUCAGGGCUGCCACAGCCAGGCGUGUUGAAGCUGUGGGGACGUGAGAUAGAGAUAGCUGACGGGGAUGUGCAGCCAAAAUAGCAUCCUUUCCUGUGGGAACCAAGGACGUUAUACCAGGUGCUGGAAGGGCUUGGACAAGAGCCAGCUGGAGCUGAGACCAUGAUCUGAUUGGGCCAUGUGAUGGACUUGUGACCUGGGGGCAAGAAUUUGGGGUUUUGAUUUGGGUGAGGAAAACUCCGGGUCCUUCAGAGUUGGGAGGUCUUCACUAGCUGUGCCAAUAUGACAUUCCUAAUAAAUUCACACUUUGAGGAAAUUCUAGGCCUCAGAGUUUUGAUUUCUUUGAGUCUGUUACUUGGAACCCUGACACAACAUAGCCACCGGGGUGCUGUGUCAUUAUUAAACAAGUAUUAGCCAUAGUGAUAGUACUUAAGGCUUAUAUACUGCCGCAGGGCUAUUAGUUUGAGAUCAAAAAUAUCCAGGUUAGAGGAUCUUCUCUGGCCUGCUACCAAAUACCACUGUAGAUAAACCAGGGAUGG
Messenger RNA from Ahaetulla prasina, 3453 nucleotides. RefSeq names its product sesquipedalian-1-like. Gene Ontology annotation, biological process: retrograde transport, endosome to Golgi; endosome organization; receptor recycling. NCBI's taxonomy places the organism in Eukaryota, Metazoa, Chordata, Lepidosauria, Squamata, Colubridae. Bases 1819 to 2451 code for a protein of 210 amino acids. Gene Ontology annotation, cellular component: recycling endosome; trans-Golgi network; early endosome. The transcript is spliced from 4 exons. The record is from RefSeq and is a predicted model, not a curated record.